UCAACAUGGCUUCAAAACUGAGUAUUUCUGCUGUGAAUGAGCUCGAUUACAGAUAUUUUAUCCGCAAGUUUGGCAAUAUUGUCGAUGAAACGAAACUAUGUGCAGCAGCUGUAUGCGCUAGGAGACCUUUUAGGUCAUUUGACAACUUCGUGGAGGCGAUAUGCCAGUUUAUCAACGAGCUUCCCAAAGAUGGAAGAGCAGGUAUAUUGCGCAACCAUCCUGAUUUGGCUGAUCGUCUAGAAUCACUCACUCCCGAAUCCCAAAGAGAACAAACACACGCUGGUAUCACAACGCUAACAAAAGAAGAGAUUCAAGAGCUAAAGCAUCAUAACCAGCUUUACAGUGAAAAGUUUGGAUUUCCAUUUGUGAUUUGCGCUCGUUUAAACAACAAAGAUGCAAUACUGGAAGGAAUAAAAACUCGCUUAAAUAAUGACGGUGAUCAAGAGCUUGAGUGCGGGAUUGAAGAAGUAAAGAAGAUCAUGGUGCUAAGGAUGAAAGAUUUGGUUGAAAGCGAGGACUCUAAAUUAUGAAAAAACUAUUAACUAUAUAUAUUUAUUGUUUGUAAAAAGGGUAAGGAACAGAAAACAGUCGUUUGGGCAAGAGUACCAUAUAACCCCAUACAAUAAUUAUGCAUUCAGUCUUUGUUCAAUUAAAACAAGAGCGAGAACAC
Messenger RNA from Stylophora pistillata, 670 nucleotides. Its product is annotated as 2-oxo-4-hydroxy-4-carboxy-5-ureidoimidazoline decarboxylase-like. NCBI's taxonomy places the organism in Eukaryota, Metazoa, Cnidaria, Anthozoa, Scleractinia, Pocilloporidae. The record is from RefSeq and is a predicted model, not a curated record. Gene Ontology annotation, cellular component: peroxisome. Gene Ontology annotation, molecular function: 2-oxo-4-hydroxy-4-carboxy-5-ureidoimidazoline decarboxylase activity. Gene Ontology annotation, biological process: allantoin metabolic process; urate catabolic process.